Messenger RNA from Astrephomene gubernaculifera, 1684 nucleotides. Lineage: Eukaryota; Viridiplantae; Chlorophyta; Chlorophyceae; Chlamydomonadales; Astrephomenaceae. The record is from the annotation of a GenBank genome assembly.
CUCAAAGUGUUUUACCUUUUGCGGACUUGAGAACACUAAGCCACUAAGCCAAUUGCUUAACCGUGGUUAGGACAUUUGCUUACGUGAACCUGGCCGCUCGUUAUGAGGAUGCAGUUCUUGUCUUAGCUUGAGUGUCGUAUACGCGUCUCCACAUCAUGACUUGGCGCCAUGCCGCUAAGUGGCUGGCGGGUAGAGGAUGGCGGUCGAUGGCCACUGCCGCGGCGGGUUCCGCUCGACAACAGCAGCAUAGCUCGCAGCAAAAGAAGCUGGGAUUGAAGGAGGUUCAACACAUCAUCGCGAUUACUUCAGCCAAGGGCGGCGUGGGCAAGUCGACCACCGCGGUCAACGUUGCCGUGGCCAUGGCCACUCGUUUGGGACUGCGAGUGGGUUUGCUAGACGCCGACAUCCACGGCCCCUCCAUUCCCACCCUCAUGAACCUGCGGGGCAAACCCGAGGUGGACAAGCACGGUCCCCAGGCGCUGCUACUGCCCAAGGAGAACUACCGCGUAAAAACCAUGUCCUUCGGCUUCUUCUUGGAGGGCGACGAGCCGGUGGUGUGGCGGGGCCCCAUGGUGAACAACGCGUUCGACAAGAUGCUGUACGGCACCGCCUGGGGGGCGCUGGAUGUGCUGGUGGUGGACAUGCCGCCGGGCACGGGUGACGCUCAGAUCAAUCUGGGUCAGCGCAUUCCGCUAUCCGGGGCGGCCCUGGUGUCCACCCCUCAGGACGUGGCCCUCAUAGACGUGCGCAGAGGUGCGCAGAUGUUCCUCAAGCUGCGCGUGCCGCUGCUGGGGCUGAUUGAGAACAUGAGCUACCACGCAUGCGCCAAGUGCGGGCACGUGGAGCACAUAUUCGGGGCGGGCGGGGUGGCGCGGGCGGCAGCGGACUAUGGCGUGGAGGUGCUGGGGCAGGUUCCGCUGCAUGUGGACAUCCAGACCAAGUCCGACGCGGGGACGCCGGUGGUGGCCAGCGACCCACGGGGCGAUCUGGCGGGCGUGUAUGUGGACAUCGCACGGCGCAUACACACACAGCUGCAGGAGCGGGGGGCAGCGGGGGCGGCUGGCGGACCCAGCAUUACCGUGGAGUAGGUUGCGGGAGGGGGGAAGAAGAUUCCCAAUGCAGGAAUGGAUGGAGGUCAGGGAGGGGAAGCAGGAGUAGAGAGGCGUUGAGGAGGAGGGAGGAAAAUAAUAAAUAAAUGCAACAACGCAAUCCCAAUCCCGAAUCCCGACUCAUGCAGUGAGCGCAUUCGGAGGAGGGAGGGGUUGUGCUGACUGUGGAAUCAUGGUGGUAGUUGGGGUAUGGUUGACGAGCAGCUGCUUGUAGGCCAGCGAAGGGCGGCAAAUGGUUUUGACUAGGCUCCAGAUUCGGCAGGGCAGUUGCGGGUAGGGGGCGCGGAGCACCCUUAGGUGAUGAAACGGUAACGGUUUUAGGCAAUGCGUGUUUAGCUUUUCACCCAAGGCGUCCCAGAUGGCGUCUAUGUCAGCAGCUGGUGGCAGCUUUUGUCGCUGGUGACGCUAUUGUCGUUCUUGAGGAAAACCUGGGCUCUUGGGUGGUUGUACAGUGCUACUGGAGAAUGCUGCUGUAGGGGGAGUGCUGCUGUUCAGGAGUAACAUCGCUGGGCCUUUUGGGGAGUUCGGAACAGUGCAUGGUGGUUGGGGGAGGCUACACCGGGCUAACUCGUAAG